Molecule: messenger RNA, 342 nt
Organism: Staurois parvus
Lineage: Eukaryota; Metazoa; Chordata; Amphibia; Anura; Ranidae
Source: the annotation of a GenBank genome assembly
GCGGAUAUAGUGAAUGCGGGGUCCGGGGAGAGCGGAUAUAGUGAAUGCGGGGUCCGGGGAGAGCGGAUAUAGUGAAUGCAGGGUCCGGGGAGAGCGGAUAUAGUGAAUGCGGGGUCCGGGGAGAGCGGAUAUAGUGAAUGCGGGGUCCGGGGAGAGCGGAUAUAGUGAAUGCAGGGGUCCGGGGAGACCAGAUAUAGUGAAUGCGGGGUCUGGGGAGAGCGGAUAUAGUGAAUGCAGGGUCCGGGGAGAGCAGAAAUAGUGAAUGCAGGGUCCGGGGAGAGCGGAUAUAGUGAAUGCAGGGUCCGGGGAGAGCGGAUAUAGUGAAUGCAGGGUCCGGGGAGA